GACAAUAGAGAGAUAAUAAGCAUCUAGAUAUAUAGGUGGUGGUGCAACUUGUUGCAAACUAAUUUGGAGAUUAGAUGAGUUCUUCUAACGGCGGUGUGCCGCCGGGGUUUCGAUUUCAUCCGACCGACGAAGAACUACUUCAUUACUACUUGAAGAAGAAACUUUCCUUUCAAAAGUUUGAUAUGGAUGUUAUAAGGGAGGUGGAUUUGAACAAGAUGGAACCUUGGGACUUGCAAGAAAAGUGUAAGAUUGGAUCAACACCGCAAAACGAGUGGUACUUUUUCAGUCACAAGGACAGAAAGUACCCAACAGGAUCAAGGACUAAUAGAGCAACAAGUGCAGGGUUUUGGAAAGCAACAGGAAGAGACAAAUGCAUUAGGAAUACUUUCAAGAAAAUUGGAAUGAGAAAGACACUUGUGUUCUACAAAGGUAGAGCUCCUCAUGGACAAAAGACUGAUUGGAUUAUGCAUGAAUAUCGCCUUGAAGACGGCAAUGAUCCUACCAAUGAAGAUGGAUGGGUAGUGUGUAGGGUAUUCAAGAAGAAGAACUUAUUCAAGAUAGGAAAUGAAGGUGGAUCCACACACAAUCAAGAUCAACAAAUGAACAACAUUUCCUCUACCAAUCCACGCUCCUUCAUGCAAAGAGAAAACCACUACUUAUUACAUCAACAACAACAACAAAACCACCCUAGGAACCUAACUGGUUUCGAGCUAGAAAAACCCGAACUCGGUCUCCAUUAUCAACACUUACAAAACUCUCAAUACUCACACUUCCAUUCCCAACUCCAACCUCAACCUCAACCUCUUCUCCACACUCAAAAGCCUCUCGAGAUGAACUUUGACUACUCAUACGCAACAUCUUUACCGUCGGAACAGCCUAUAAUAGUUAAACAGCUUAUGACAAACCCUAGAGACUGUGAAAGUGGAAGUGAUGGUUUGAGAUACCAAGUUUCUGAAUCUGGUAUUGAGGUUGGUUCAUGUGAACCUCAUCAAGAAAUUGGUGUAGGAAGAAGUGAAGGAAUGAAUGAAUGGGGUAUGCUUGAUAGACUAGUGAAUGAAGAGUCAACAAAAGAAGCCACUAGGUUUGAGGAAGAUAAUCCUCAUCAUCAGAUCAACCAGCUUUCUUUGAGGGGAGAAAUGGAUUUUUGGGGCUAUGGAAAACAGUGAUUUUCAUUCCCUAUUUUAUUAUAAUUAUAUUGAAAUCAAAUUAAGACUAAUUAUGUGUACUAUACUAAAAUUUAAGUUUGGAUGUCAUGCAUUAAAUUAUGGGUAUGAAAAGACAUACACAUAACUCUUAUUAUUAUUACUAUUAUUAUGAUUGAUAUUGA
Vicia villosa (hairy vetch) is the source of this 1327-nucleotide messenger RNA. Its product is annotated as protein BEARSKIN1-like. The record is from RefSeq and is a predicted model, not a curated record. The coding region runs from base 75 to 1166 and encodes 363 amino acids. The transcript is spliced from 3 exons. Lineage: Eukaryota; Viridiplantae; Streptophyta; Magnoliopsida; Fabales; Fabaceae. Gene Ontology annotation, biological process: regulation of DNA-templated transcription. Gene Ontology annotation, molecular function: DNA binding.